Molecule: messenger RNA, 2990 nt
Organism: Phoenix dactylifera (date palm)
Lineage: Eukaryota; Viridiplantae; Streptophyta; Magnoliopsida; Arecales; Arecaceae
Product: aspartate carbamoyltransferase, chloroplastic-like
Biological process (GO): amino acid metabolic process; 'de novo' pyrimidine nucleobase biosynthetic process
Molecular function (GO): amino acid binding; aspartate carbamoyltransferase activity
Source: RefSeq, a predicted model, not a curated record
CAAAUAUCAUAUAUCCAACUUUAAAAAAUAUUGCAGUAAUUUUUUUUUCUACGAGUUAAAUAAGUUUUAAGUUAGUUGAACAAAAAAAACACUGACUCAAGUUGAAUUGGAGAGUCUAAUUGGAAUGGUUAAAGGAGGGAGGCGUACGUGCAAUUAGCUGAAAGUCGGGGGAAUCAAGGUAUAAUCUUUUUCUUAUAAAAGCCAUCACUCCCGCGUCCCCUCCAUGAGGCUUUUCUGACUUGAAGGCGAAAAGAAGAAGGUUAGUCUUCUUUCAGCCGAGAUUGGUGGGCCCUAAAUUUAAACAGCUGGGCCAAUAGACAACACGUAACGGUGAAGGAAACGGGAAAUUAGUUAUGGAAAUAUCCGGACUCGUAAAACUCUCACAUUGCACGCCUCCCUAUAAAAGUAUAAAACCCUAAAAUCUUUCCAUUUUUAUAUCUCCCACCGCCUCCCAUCUCUCAAGAAUCUCUGGCCUCAUCGGCGAUCUCAUGUUCUUCAUGGUGUGACUUAAUAGUUCGAUCGAUAGUAUGGACUCCAAUCAUCAGUCUGCCUUGGCUUCCAUGGAAGGUUUGUCAGUGCCCGAUAAUUUGAUUUUUGCUUGGCAAACGAAUGCUUUCGAUGUUUUUCCUAAAUCUUUAUCAGGACUCUGUGCUUUUUUGUGCUUUUUCUUGGAUUUAUGCUUCGAGUUGGAUUUUACGAUAUUUUGCACAGCAAAAAGUUCGAGUAGGUACGACUUCAUUCGUCUGUUUUCCUCCGUUUUGAUCUCCUAUACGUAUAUUUUGUUGUCUAAUUAAACAUUUCGAGUAUAUUUAUAAAUAUUUCAGAUGUUACGAAUCGAAUUGAGCAUGCCAUUAGCCUACAGAGUCAGGGGAUAAUGAGGUCGAAAUUUUCACUUUUUCUUAAACUGUUUUUAGAUGUGGAAAUAGCUGACAUAUCUAAAUUUUCAGGUUUACUGUUAAAUAUAUUAACGAUUGAUUUACCACAUCUUGAUGAUUUGCUACAUGCGCUUAUUCUUAUCACGGAACUUGCAAUAAACCGCCAUUCCUUUUUGAUUCUCAUACUUUGGUUUUACUGUGCCAUGCUGGAAAAUUUUUGCAGAGUUAAUGGUCUGUAUUCCAAAAUUUGGGAGAUAUUAUGUAGGUUGCUGAGGAAGUUGCAUGUUAUAUUUUCGUUGGCAUGCCAAAAAAAUUCUUGAAGGCUUGAAGUUAUAUUUCAUAAGGUUCUCUACAGUUGUGACUGCACGAUAAAUUCUCGGAGAUUUUCAAAAAGUCUAUAGGAUCUGGUUUUGUCUUGUGUCAGAUUGCUUCUUCCAUAGUGAUGGUUCUGUCUACGCUAUCCACUAGUGCUGUGCAUAAUGGCACGCCUUUUCUGAAACCUUCUCCAAGUUUUUUGAGCAAAGGCCAUAUGAGAAGUAGUCAAGAGUCUAUAUUUGCUGAUUCAAAUCUUGCUGUUAACCAACCAGUCUUUGUCAACUUACGUGCUGCUUCCACUGAUCCACAACAUUAUGCAUUCUCUGCUACAAGUCCCUUGCAACCAGAUUAUUUGAGAAAAUUGCUACCGAGGAGUCACAGUCGAUGCUAUUCUGUUGACAUCAAAAAGUCAUCAGUUUCGAUUGGAAACAAGUUCCCACUUGAUGACGUUAUUGAGUCUCAACAGUUUGACAGGGAUAUACUAAAUGAUAUAUUUGAAGUGGCUCUUGAAAUGGAAAAGAUUGAGAAGAAUUCAUCUAGGAGAAAGAUAUUGAUGGGCUAUCUGAUGGCUACUCUAUUUUAUGAACCAUCAACGCGGACUAGACUUUCCUUUGAAUCUGCCAUGAAACGGUUGGGUGGAGAAGUUCUGACAACAGAAAAUGCUCGAGAAUUUUCUUCAGCAGCUAAAGGGGAAACUCUUGAAGAUACUAUAAGAACUGUUGAAGGUUAUGCAGAUAUAAUUGUAUUGAGACACUUUGAAAGUGGAGCUGCUAGAAGAGCAGCUUCUACAGCUAGCAUUCCUAUAAUAAAUGCUGGGGAUGGUCCUGGACAGCACCCAACUCAGGCUCUAUUGGAUGUGUACACAAUCAAAAGAGAAAUAGGCAGACUGGAUGGAAUUACACUUGGUUUGGUUGGAGAUCUUGCAAAUGGGAGGACUGUUCGGUCGCUGGCUUAUCUAAUCGCCAAGUACCAAAACAUAAAGAUAUACUUUGUCUCACCUGAUGUUGUAAAGAUGAAGGAUGAUAUAAAAGACUACUUGACAUCUAUGGGUGUUGGAUGGGAAGAAAGCACUGAUCUAUUGGAAGUGGCUUCGAAAUGCGAUGUUGUUUAUCAGACACGCAUACAACGAGAGAGAUUUGGUGAGAGGAUAGACCUAUAUGAAGCUGCUCGUGGGAAGUACAUAGUGAAUAGAAAGGUACUGGAUGUGCUGCCAAAGCAUGCCGUUAUCAUGCAUCCUCUUCCAAGGCUCGAUGAGAUAACAGUGGAUGUGGAUAGUGACACCAGAGCUGCAUAUUUUAGACAAGCCAAGAAUGGCCUCUAUAUUCGGAUGGCCCUACUGAAGCUUCUACUUCUUGGCUGGUGAAGGCAUCUCAGCUGAUUAAUUAUGAUGGUUCCUCCAUUUUCUUUUCUUUCUUCUUUUUUUUUUUUGGCUAGAUCAUUCUACCGAUGGGUUUCCCAUUUCCAAUUUUUCCAGUUUCUAGUUAUCUAAUGGCCAUCAAAAGUUGGUUAUUGGGUCGAUACUAAUUUUUGCCAAAUGGUUACCUACAAGUAUGAUCAUGAUUUCGCUGCUAGUCUUUUAUAUAGUUGAUGCCGCUUAGCUUCAUCCAGCCAGAAUCAGGGAAAUUGCAUGCUAUGAAUUUAUUUGUUCAACAUCCAAGAUAUUCUCAGCUUAGAAGAUCGUUUCACUGCAAAAAAGAAAGAAGCUUGCGUCCUCUCUUUCUCAUCUUUUCUGUUUAAGCCAUUUGGCCCUUUCUGAAGAAGUGACGUUUUUACAAUCAUUACCUUUAAGCAUAUUAUCCA